AGUGCGGUUCUGCUCCGUCGCGGCGUCGUUGUGCACGGGUCUCUCGUACGAUGCGCCAUAAGGCCAAAACGCUCGACGCAAAUAUAUUUUUCCCUCAAUAAAUAAUGAACUCGUGACAAUUCCGGGGAGAACUAACGAAAAAUCUAUGUAAAAAUGCUAUUGUAGUGCAAAAUACAGGUUUCUUGACAACAAUAAUCUUAGCUGAGUCAUAUAGUGUCACCAAACUCAAAUUAUAAGCAAGAUGAGUGAAACUUCAGCUGUACCAAAUUUGCCAAUUGAAGGUGAUGUACAACUUGACGAAACGGCGAUCAAUGACGAAGAACUUGUCAGCUCUGACCUCGUGACAGGUUCACGCGAGGUCCGAAAAGUGGCUGGACUACCACAAAAAUCAGUGCCGAAGAAACCGAAAGGGAGGCAAACAGCAAAAUCGAAAGAUACUGGUCGGGUGGAGGAAGAUGAGGAAGAUGAGCGAGGAAGGAAGAGUAACGAGGGUACCGAAUUGGAGGAGAGUCCUGCACAGGUGUCCGAGCGUUUUGGUCGAGGUUGCGAGUGUCAAGACGAAAGCUGUUUCAGAGGACUGAGUCCGGAUGCUGUUUAUCGUCACAGGUUAAACAUUGCGGAGUUAACAAAAGCUGAGCACGACAUGUACUUGAUGGGUGUGACAAUGGCAUGCUUGACGGAUCCAGGGAAAACAGCUCGUCGAACAGAGCGGAGAAGGUCGAGAGCCCGCUACGUUUCUCAGGGGCGCAGGGUUUGCUUGGACGCUUUUCUUUAUCUCGAGAAUUGUACGCGUUAUCAAAUAAAGCGAAUCCGGAAGCACUUGCAGAUCCACGGAGUUUGUCCUCGAGUUCAUGGAAAUCAGGGAAAAGUUCCGCACAAUACAUUCUCCCUGGACAUUUAUCAGAUCGCAACGGAUUUCCUGAAGAAAUUUAUCGCCGCCCAAGAACUCAAGCAGCGCACGAAAACUGCAAAAAAUUCGCCUCUCCACUUGCCUCCGGAAAUCACGAGGAAAAACGUCCACGAAAUGUACGCCGAAUUCUGCGAAAAAACUUCCUCCAAAGUCAUGGGAUAUUCGACCUUCAGACGCUUCAUGAAAGUUCAAUUUCCCCAGGUCAAAUUUGCCAAACUCGAAUUCGUACUGCGGGGACAACAUUCCGGAAAAGUCGACUCUGAAAAACCACAGUACUCCAAUACUCAGAACAGAAACUCAACUUUUGUCACACAAAAUCUCAACGACUUUCCUAUCGUUGUUGCUGCACGACACGACACCUUCCUUCUGACCCCUGUGAAAAAAAUAUCCGAAGACCUCGGACUGACCCUCACCGAAGAUGGACUUUUGGUCAACGGCACCGGGCAACCGGUCACGUUGAGCACUCUCCGCUCUGUUUGAAUGACCAAUUUCUAUUUUCGUUAUUUCUGUUUCUCGAUUUGAUGUCAUUCGAGGCUAAUAUAGAAAUUGGAUUUCUCAUUUUUCCAAUCGUAAAUGAAUUUUUUAUUGAGUCGAAACAGCUGUGACAUUGAGCUGAGUAUUAGUCAUUUCAAAAAUGCCUUUUCAAAUGUUUUACUAUGUGAAAAAAAGAGUAUUUUCCAUAUUUGGAAAUAGGCCAUUAGUUUAAGAGACUUUGAUAUUAGCCUUAGGAUUAAUCGGAGGCUGUUUCGAGCAUUGGCUAGUUUGAAAAAAUGUUAAAAUAAUAAGAAGAAUUAUCUUAGCCCCUAGUGAUCAAAACUUUCUGCACGCAUUUGCAAUAAUUAUUCUCACCGAAUGUGCGGAACAAUAUUUUUUGUCACAAACGAUUUUCGUGUUACAGAAAAAUUUGUAGACAAGAAUUCUUGAGAGGCAUUAUGCCUCGAUCAUAGAAAAAACGUUUAGUUUUCCGAUCAAACGGCGGAAGUCUUUUGUAACGAAAACAUUUUGUUUCGUUCAAAAGAUCAAACUCGAGUUGAUUUAAAGUAAGACGAAAAAAAUUAUUGUUUCAAAUUAAUAUAUCCUGAUGAUCUACUCGAGCCAUUUAUCAACGUUGACUCAUUUUGAGAUUCAAUGAAUUAACAGGACUUCAUAUGGAAUUCUUAUUUUUUAUGUUUUUCACAUUUUUGAACGUUGACCCGAACGUCCAUGGCUUACAGUUCGUUAAAUAAGUUUUGAAAAUUGACUCUGCCUUGAGGUCCUUGAGAAAAUAAGAGAGUCAAAGUCCAACGUUGUUUUUCUUUUUUGACGAAAUAAAAUGUUUCCUCAAUUUUUUAGAAAGGAUUGUCAUUGUAAUUGAGAAGUCGAAGGAGCGUAAAUAUAAAUAUUAUCCAAUGAGACGAGGCGAGUACAAAAUUGUAGAAUUUCAUGAUAAGCAUAAUAAUAAAAGAGCUCACGAAGAAAA
Molecule: messenger RNA, 2369 nt
Organism: Venturia canescens
Lineage: Eukaryota; Metazoa; Arthropoda; Insecta; Hymenoptera; Ichneumonidae
Exons: 3
Coding region: 242-1390 (382 amino acids)
Source: RefSeq, a predicted model, not a curated record